AAGGGAGAGAGUUAGCUUGUGUAUGUGUGUGUGUGUUUUGAAACAAACCCUCUUGCACAAACGAGGAGUCUCUGGAAGUCUGUUCCUGCAUUAGCUAGUCAGUCUUUCUUCCACCAUACACAUUUAAUUCAGAUUUUAGGGAGCUAUCUUUUUGUUUUCCCGUUACUCUUCGCGCCUGUUGCUUCCUCUCUCUCCCCCCUCCUCAAACUUAGUCCUCUGCCAGAGUGUUGGGUGAUGGACUGCUGAACAACUUGUGCGUCGCUACAAAGUGAGCUGUGUGCCUACCAAUUUAAGGACUGCCUGACAUGGGGAAGCAGAACAGCAAGCUCCGUCCUGAGGUGAUGCAGGACCUGCUGGAGAGCACCGACUUCACUGAGCAUGAGAUUCAGGAGUGGUAUAAAGGCUUCUUGCGGGAUUGCCCCAGUGGAAAUCUCUCCAUGGAGGAGUUUAAGAAGAUCUAUGGCAACUUUUUCCCUUAUGGAGAUGCUUCAAAGUUUGCAGAGCACGUCUUUCGCACUUUUGAUGCGAAUGGUGACGGGACAAUAGACUUUCGGGAGUUCAUUAUUGCUCUCAGUGUGACAUCACGUGGCAAGCUGGAGCAGAAGCUGAAAUGGGCCUUUAGUAUGUAUGACCUCGAUGGAAAUGGAUACAUCAGUAAAUCGGAAAUGCUGGAGAUUGUCCAGGCUAUUUAUAAGAUGGUGUCCUCUGUGAUGAAGAUGCCUGAGGAUGAGUCAACGCCUGAGAAAAGAACAGAAAAGAUCUUCAGGCAAAUGGACACCAACAGAGACGGAAAGCUGUCCUUGGAGGAGUUCAUCAAGGGGGCGAAGAGUGACCCGUCCAUCGUACGCCUGUUGCAAUGUGACCCUAGCAGUGCUGGACAGUUUUAAAGCAAAGCCGUCCACUUGACCUAAUUUCCUUGAGUGAGCCCUUCAACCUCUACUAUGGAGAAGACUGAUGAUGAAGAAUGUCAAGCACAUGAUGAAGAAGACAACGGGCCUUAGGUUUUCACUGAAGACGUCAAAGAUGUGCACAAUUCCCGACCCACUAGCAGUUUUUCUAAAUCCAGGUUUGCUCCAACUGCCGCAACUUCUAUCGCUUUUGAAAGCCCAGUGAUUGCCCUGAGCAGGUCCAGAGAGAAGAUUUCAUUUUGGUUAUAUGCACACUGAUAUUUGUGCAUCAGUGUCUUGGUUUGAUCUUUGUGGACCGCACACAGGCACUAUUGUACAUCAUAAAUGAGGAUGUACAGUAAUAAGAACUGGGUUGGCAUUCUGACAAAAAUGACUUAUUGUAAGCAAGAGAAUUUAAUCUGCAGCGGAGACUUGAGAACAAGUAUUAUGUUUGGCUUCCUCUUUGCUACAUUUGUGUGAGAAUGUAUAUUGAUGUAUGUUGUGAAUGCCAAAGUUUGUGUUUCCUUGCAAAAUAUAAUGAUAUGCUCCUGUUUGCAUUUACAGCACUUGCAAAGUCUCACAAACGUAAUGAUGGUUUGAAUGUUAUUAUGUACCUUUUUAAGAGGAGUGGCAGCCAAUUUCUGCCUUUUCAAAUUUUUGAGCCCGUAACGAUUUUACUAUCAUCUUUGUAUUCGUUCUUUUGCGGGAUUUCCAGCAUAGAAAGUAAUUUCUUCAUCUGCGAGGAAGAAAGACACUUGACGUUUUUAAAUGCUGCAUGUCAGAUGGGAUCAAUUCUACUCCAAAAACAUAUGCAUGGAGCUUAUACUUGUGUGUGUUUACGACUUUUCUGUGUAGACGAGUAUGAUGUUACAGUUGGGCCACAAUUACAUUGACGUAAUGGGAAAUACAAAUCACAAGAAAUAUGGUUUGCACAAAAAUUAGAUUUUUUGUAAGACGUCACAAGUAUAUUUUAUGUAGGAUGUUAUUUUCUUAAUCAUAUUUUUUUGUAUUAGAGCAGUCUGUUGCAUGCAUAGGAAAGGCGUAAUUGUAAGCAAUUGAGUGAGGAGAAGCGAGGACUGAAAAUAACAUUUUACACAAAAUAUAAAUGAGUUCUGGGGGAAAAAACAUGUAUUCGUGCACAAAACACAUUCUUAUGCACAUAGAACACAUACUUGUGGGCUCUGAAAACGUUUUUGUGCUUGGUAUGUCCAGAGGUGGGUAGAGUAGCCAAAAAAUGUACACAAGUAAGAGCAGUGUUACUUCAAAAUAAUUUUACGGAAGUAAAAGUACAGUAGUCAUCCAAAAGAUGUACUCAAGUAUAAGUAAAAAAAAAAAAAAACUAUUCAGUGAAAAGCAUACUAAAGUCAUGAGUAACAUUGAGAGUAACUGCUUACAAUGUCAGAUUUUUUUAAAGCAGUAGUAUAUUUUCUCAAGCACAUCAUCAAAAUUAAAUAUUAUUAUACUGCUCUAUAACCUUUUAAAUGAAUAUGCUACUACUUUUACUAUGACCACAAAAAAAUUGGGGCUGUCCCUAUCGCACGUGAUUACACCCGAGUCACCUGAUUUUGAGUCCCCGAUCCAAUACCGAGAAAAACAUUUUUUUUUCUUUUUUUUUAAUUUGAACAAAAGUUCGAAACUACUGUACUGCUUACACUACAAUUGUUACUUUUUAGUCCUUAGAUUUUUUUUUUUAUUAAAAUCCCGAUCCUUUUCACCCAUUUCCGAUCCUCUGAAAAAUGGACCAGUCAGCCCGAUUUCAGAUCACUUGAUUGGAUUGGGGACAUCCCUAAAAAAAUACACAAAAAUCAUCGAAUUCUCACUAGAAAAAUCAACAGAAAUGAAAUAUCACCCAUCCAAAGAUUAUGAGUGCCCUCUAAUCGAGAAAACAUAGUUCCUACCAUGAAAUUAAAAGCAUCAUAUCUCCGUUUUUUCGUGGUCUGUCAGUGCCAAAUUAAAACAAGAAGAGAGGCUGAAAUCUGGGCUUUCGAGUAAUGUUAAAAUUAGGGCUGUCAAACGAUUAAAAUUUUUAAUUGAGUUAAUUACAGCUUAAAAAUUAAUUGAUCGUAAUUAAUCGCAAUUAAUCGCAAUUCAAACCAUCUAUAAAAUAUGCCAUAUUUUUCUGUAAAUUAUUGUUGGAAUGGAAAGAUAAGACACAAGAUGGAUAUAUACAUUCAACAUACGGUACAUAAGGACUGUAUUUCUUUAUUAUAACAAUAAAUCAACAAGAUGGCAUUAACAUUAUUAACAUUCUGUUAAAGCGAUCCAUGGAUAGAAAGACUUGUAGUUCUGAAAAGAAAAAUGUUAGUACAAGUUAUAGAAAUGUUAUAUUAAAACCCCUCUUAAUGUUUUCAUUUGAAUAAAAUUUGUAAAAUUUUCAAUCAAAAAGUAAACUAGUAGCCCCCCAUUGUUGAUGUCAAUAAUUACUUACACAAUGCUCAUGGGUGCUGAAGCCUAUAAAAUCAGUCGCACCCAAGCGCCAGCAGAGGGCGGCAAAACUCCAUAAAACACAACAAGUGAGCGUUUCACUGUACUGUCAUUUAAAACUGUCUGAGCGGGGCAUCUGCGUUAAUUGCAUCAAAUAUUUUAACAUGAAUAAUUUUUUAAAAAUUAAUUACCGCCCGUUAACGUGAUAAUUUUGACAGCCCUAGUUAAAAUAUUUUACUCAAGUGAGAGUAGUGUCACUUCUAAAUAAUAUUACUCAAAUUAAAAGUAAAAGUAGUCACCCAAAAAUGUACUCAAGUACAAGGAAAAGAAAGUAUUUGUUGAAAAGAAUACUCAAGUAAUGAGUGUAACAUUGAGACAUUUUUUUGAAAUAAUGGGACAUUUUUUUUCUCAACACUUGAUCUAUUUGACCUGUUGUUAUUAUACUGUCCUCUGAUCUAUUACAUGCCCAUAUUACGCCAAAAGGAUGACACAAAAAUCAUCAUUUCAGACCAGAAAAACACUUUGAAACAUCACCCGUACAUCGAGCAUGAGUGCCCUCUAGUGGAGAAAAAAUAUUGUUACGUCAGAUUGGUAUAAUGGAGUAAUGUGUUUAUUAAUAUGACGUCUCAUUGGUGAAACUAAGACAGCCACUCUCAGCAUCUCUGGCAAAAAGUCAAUAUACAAAUAUACAAAUGUAAUGACUCUAAUGUAGCCCAAAGUAGGGGAGUAAGAGUACUUUUUGUUCUUCACAAGUCUACUCAAGUAAAAGUAAAAAAUAUUGUGUGGUAAAACUACUCUAAGAAGUACAAUUUUCUCAAAAAGUUCAAGUAAAUGUAACAGAGUAAAUGUAACGAAUUACUACCCGCCUCUGCCCAUUAUAUCCAUGAAAAUGUGGCACAAACUUGCAGUCACACAGGCAGCUCUGUGCUUGCUUCUCUUCCCAAGUAUUGUUUUGUCAGGGUCGCUAUUACCAGUAGUCAGUAUUAUUGAAACCACUGUUGAAUUUCUCUUUGAAAAUUUUGGACAAAUGAGACCCUGAGCGGCGCCUUGCUCUUUCAUCAUUAAGUAGCUGUUUUAUUAAGGCUUGGCUUUGGCUCUUAUAUUGAAGAACUGCUGUUUUUAUGUCAUGUCAUGCAGCUAAAACAUGAACACACAAUUACUCCAAAACUACUGCAAUGAUAUCCCAAAUGGGUUGCUUUUAUUGUGUUGUGGGAAUUUACCUUUCAAGGACCUCGUCAAGUGUAACAUUUCUGUAAAACACAAAAAAACGCAUCUUGUGGUAAAGUGCCAAAUAAGCAACAAAAGCAGUGUUGUAUAAAUGUAUACUGUACAUUUGUGAUUUGUUCAAAUGAAUGUUUGUAGAUGUUGCAUUUUUGUAGGUUUUGUAUGGUAUCCUGUGUUAAAUGGCUACAAUUUGAGAAAUGCAGGGAAAGCCUUAAUAGUAAAGG
Molecule: messenger RNA, 4759 nt
Organism: Corythoichthys intestinalis (scribbled pipefish)
Lineage: Eukaryota; Metazoa; Chordata; Actinopteri; Syngnathiformes; Syngnathidae
Gene: ncalda
Product: neurocalcin delta a
Exons: 5
Coding region: 306-887 (193 amino acids)
Biological process (GO): calcium-mediated signaling
Molecular function (GO): tubulin binding; actin binding; calcium ion binding
Source: RefSeq, a predicted model, not a curated record